Biomphalaria glabrata is the source of this 7430-nucleotide messenger RNA. RefSeq names its product tetratricopeptide repeat protein 39B-like. NCBI's taxonomy places the organism in Eukaryota, Metazoa, Mollusca, Gastropoda, Planorbidae. Gene Ontology annotation, molecular function: protein binding. The transcript has 19 exons. The record is from RefSeq and is a predicted model, not a curated record. Bases 594 to 2465 code for a protein of 623 amino acids.
GCGGGCAGGGAUUGAACCUGGGACCAUGGAUAAAUCCAAAUGACAGUCCAGCGCGCAAACCUCACGACCAGGCAGCCAUCCAGAUCUAAUAUCUAUUAUUCUAUAUUCUGGCUCUGGAUUAGUUAUAGAUUAUGUUAUGGUUAGUGACGUUAGGUUAGCCUGGUUUAGGUCUAGACUAUGACUAGAGCUAGCUAGUAGACAGAAAAGACAAGAAUUAAGCAUCAUACUCAUAGUUUAUAAAUGCAGAUCAUCAUUCAUCAUUUGACUGAGAAUUCAAAGACAUUCAUAACUUAACUCAAUGAUGACAUUGUAAAUUUAGGACUAGGACUUAGACUUAGACUUAGACUUACUACUAAAGAUAGUAGCUCACUUAAAAAAAAAUUGUAUUUUUAUGUUUUGUUCUAUUGUUUUAUUAUUGUGGCAUUUUAUGUCUCAAGAGACUAGAUUAUCUCCCCUUGCAACUUCUCCAUUGCUGGGGGAAACCCUGGGCGGUCAUUGUUGGAUUAUUGAGGCUGAAAAUGGGGAGAAUCUAAUAUAUAUAUAUAAAUCUAUUAAUUUUAAUACUAAGGAAAAGAGAAAUUGUGUUUUGAUUGAUGGCAACCACCAUGGCAACUGCUGCUAAUUCUGAGCACUGUGGAGAUGAGGACAAUGAAGACUUUCAAGAUGCACUUGAUUCUGUGGCCCCUACAAGAAACCUGAAACUUCCCAAGCUUGACCUUGACACUACCAUCCUGGAGUCAGAUUUGGCUUUGAGUCUUUUCUUCAACAACAAGUUUGCACAAGCUAAAGAACGUAUGCAGCCAUGGGCAGACCAAAAUAUGUACCAUGCUACAGGAUAUGGUACAGUACUGUAUAUACAAGCAGUCAUGACUUUUGACAUGGCUGAUAUUGAGGUUGCCAUAGAAGCCAUCAAGUCUGCUGUUAUUGUAUGCAACAAGAACAGAAAGAAAUCAACUAUCAUGGGCUCUUUAACCAAGUUUGCCACCAAAGUGGAUUAUGAUAGCUAUACUGAAGAGGAAAUUCAUGCAGAGCUAUGUUAUGCCGAAUGCCUGUUGAUACGAGCCUUCCUUACCUUUAUACAAGAUGAGAAUUUGAUCAGCUUUAUAAAAGGUGGCCUCAAAAUAAGAGAAUGCUAUAAAAUAUACAGAGAGUGCCAUAAAAUAUCACUCAACAGAAAAGUUGCAACAGACAAACACAGAGUCCAUUUUGAGAGUGGUGUUUGUAUGGGUAUAGGAGCUUUCAACUUAAUGAUUUCACUGUUGCCUAGUAAGAUCAUGAAACUUUUGGAAUUUGUUGGAUUCUCUGGGAAAAAGAGUCUGGGUUUAUCUGAGCUCCAGAGAGGUUGUGAACUACGGGUUGGACUCAGGAGUAAAUUAUGUGCAAUAAUGCUAGUAGCAUAUCACUCACUUGUCACUUAUGUUCUGGGUUUGGCUGAGGGAGACAUUGAAUUGGCUACAGAACUUCUUAGACCAUGUUUAAAGGACCACCCAAAGGGGGCCAUCUUCCUGUUCUUCUCAGCCAGGCUAGAGGAGGUCAAAGGUCAUAUUGAUGAUGCCAUCAACAGGUUUGAAGAGUCCAUAGAGUCGCAAAGUGAGUGGCGACAGUUUCAUCACCUGUGUUACUGGGAACUUAUGUGGUGCCACUGUUUCAAAAGUGAUUGGCUGAUGGCCAUGAAGUAUGCAGAACGUUUGUCUAAAGAGAGUCGCUGGAGUAAAGCCACCUACACGUACCAGAAAGCUGCGUUUCUUGUCAUGUGUUCAGACCAGACGGAGGAGACAAAAAAACACACGGAUUAUCUUUUUAGUGAAGUUCCGAAGCUGAAACAAAGGAUUGCUGGCAAGUCUUUACCCUUUGAGAAGUUUGCAGUAGCUAAAUCUCAGCGCUACUUCCAACAAGGCGGCUACCUGAUCCUGCCAGCACUGGAACUGAUCUAUGUGUGGAAUGGAUUCAACAUUGUAGGCAAGAACCAGGAAUUGUUAGACAAAAUGCUACUAGUAGUGGAAGCCACUGUCACUGAGUUAGCCAGUAAGAGAGAACAAGCCAGUUCUGAUAAAUUCUAUCAUGACAACUACACCCUGGCCUUGUUGUUGAAAGGAGUUUGCCAGAGACACAGGGGGCUAUUACUUCAAGCUGAGCAAUGUUUCUUGGAGGUGAUCAGCAAUGAGAAGAAUCUUCACAGUGACCAUUACCUGGUGCCCUACAGUACAGUUGAGCUGGCUAUACUCUACCUUUACCAGGAGAAAUUUGAGGACUGCAGGAAACUGUUGGACAAAACUAAGAAAAACUACAAGAGCUAUUACCUGGAAAAUCGUCUUCUCUUUCGGCUUCAUGCUACACGGCUGCAGCUCAAGACUGCUAUGAACAGCAACAGUGAUUCUCACUCUUUGACGGAUGGUGCUGGGCAUGGGGAUAACUAUUCAAUGGAGGAAGAAGACUUUGCAGAUGCCAAAGAAGAAGCCAAGUGAGAAGAAAAGCCUAGUUAGUUACUUAUUGUUUCCCCCAAGCAAUAGUAUUAGAAGACUGCAGAGAAGGUUCAUUUUAAGGACAUAUACAGUUUUAAAUACAGUGCUUUCUCAUAGAAGGCCAUUGUUAACUUUCUCUUGUUACCUUUAUAAUUUACUUGGCUGAGGGUUUGUAUUUGUCAUAUUUAUUAUCUUAAUUAGGAAAUUCAAAAUAAAUGUCUCAUUUCAUUGUUCUUUGUAGUCUUUUCUUUUUAGACAUCUCCCUAAUUUAUUGACAAAGUGAAAAUGAUAAGCAAAAAAAAAACUCUAUAUUCUUUUUUUCAAAGUAUUACAAAUCUUUAUUUUUUCUCGUGGAACUAACAGACUUAUGAGGUGUGGAAGAAAUAUAAAUUUUUAAUCAAAAUUUAUUUAAUUAAUUUUCUUUUUCUCCAUUUUUUUAAAUUAUUUGUAUGACUGACCUUUGACCUCUCAGCACUAUGUAGUUUCAUUGUUAUUUUACAAUUAUUCUUUACAUUGAUGUAUUUUUAAGACAUAAAAAAAUGUAUAUCUUAAUAUGAAAGUAGACAUUCAGUGCUGAUUGUAUCCAAGUUGACGAAGCAACUUUUGAUUUUAUUUCAAUAUGUGUGAUCUGUUCUUGAAAUUAAAGUAUGUGAGAUUUCAGAGACUCCACCCCCCACCAGUGACGGAGAGUAACUUUUUGGCAUGUUAAAAACUGGGGAGACAUUGAAAUCUAGCAAAAUUUUGGUUUUGUGUUAUAAAUGUUUUAAUGUACCCAAUGGACUAAUGUUAAAGCUUAUUUGAACAGAUUUACAUAGCAGUUUUGAAAUGAAAACUCUUUAUAAACAAUUUACUGUAGCUUCUCAAUCAAAAUGAAUAGAAAUAUUUGGUUAUGUUUCCUUUACAACAUUGUAUUAGGGAGAGAAAAAAAAAGUGAAUUUUUAAUUGAUAACGCUUAAAGUCACAACAUUCUACAUGAGAGAAUCAAUCCAAGAGUUCUAAACCAGAGUGAAUGUUCUUGUAACUUUUCUUUUUUUUUUUUUUUUUUUUUUUUAAGUCUGCUAUUAAGUUCAUAAUAAUCUACCUGGAUGUUGAUGAAUCUGCUUUGCUAAAAUAGUCCAGAUAUAAUGAUAGCCUCUAGUUUACAAUGGGCAUUGUUUAUGGUGCAUAGCUUCAGCUACAUUGUUGAUUGUGUUUUUACAUACCGGUAAUGUGAAUAAGCCAAGAAAAACAAACAUUUCUAUCAUUGGCUUUGUAUUUUGUUAUCAGUCUUGAAUUCAUUUUAUUUAGUAUUUAGUAUUAUAUAUAUAUAUAAGUAUAUUAUAUUUUUUUGUAUAUUCUGUUAGUCCCUUUUGGCAAUGAAUAACUAUGAUUUUCUGGAGCAUACAUUUUCAAUUGUAACUAUUUAUUUGUAUAAAAUAGUCAGGAAUACACUAAACAGUCAGCAGGUGAAAUUCUCUUUCUCAAAAGAUCAGUUCCCCAUUUAUGUAGCAAUGUAUAUGAUAUGUAUAUUUCAACAUUGCAAAAAAAUUAAAUUAAGAGAUCUGCUAAUGGAUGAAAAUAACUAUAUAGAGUUUAUUUAUUCAACACUAACCUCCUCUUUUUUUAAAACCUUUCAUAGGACAGAUAAAGAGGCUAUUCAAUUUUUUAGGGGUUUUUUUUUAAGUAAAGAAGGAAGAGUAUGUGUGAACAGAGGGUUCUGGGUUUGAAUUUAAGCAAAUCUGUUGAGUGUGUUGGAUAGGCAUGUAAGGUAAGCUAAGUUUUAGAGCCAUUAGCUGUGGAUUUAAUGGUGUAGGGGGUUCAAAUACUAUUGGAGCCUAGUUGUUUGAAAUUGAGAAUAGAAUAUGAAUCCAGUUAUUUAGUUUGAUUCUUUGUAUGUUCUUGAGUAUUGCUUUUUUUUUAUAUCUGUUUAAAUUGUAGAAGUCAUUGUGAUGGCUACAUUUCACCCUGGUCUCAAGUGAAAACUUCACAUUGAAACAUGCCAAUGAGUGGCAGAAGUUCUAUAACAUUGAUAAUCUGCUACAGUUAUAGGUCCUAAAUUUUACCUAGUAUGUACUUAACAUUUAUUUAUUUAUGUUUUUUAACAUUAAAAAUCACAGUGAAAUUGAAAUUGGGGACCACAGAGUGAAGAAAACAUUAAAAGAUGUUAUAAUAUUUCUCUGCAUCUAUAUUGUGAUGAACUGAAAGUUGCUAUCUUUUGAGCUCACGUUUGUUUUGUUGUUGUUGUUUUUUAAUCUCAUUCUUGUUAGAAUUUUUUCAUAAGUGACCUUAAAUAGAAGUUUAGUUACCACCAUUCACAGGCAUUUUUUUUUUAUUUAUAGAUAAAUAGAAAUAACUUUUACAAAGCUUAUAUCAACUCACUCUGUCUAUCUGGUUUGUUCACACCCUAUCAUGGAUCAAGCGGAAAUUUAUUUCUUUUACCUGACACAACACAAGAAUCAAUAACAAAAAAAUUAGCCAAUUAAUUGACAAUCAGUAAUUAAUUAUUUUGUUUGGUAUCUCUAAUACAUUGUAUUUGACUGAGGUGGUGGUAUAAGCUGAAUUAGUCCCCUCCAUAGGUUGCCACUUUAAAGUAAGUUUAAAUUAAACUUUAGAUCACUAUACAAUCAUCUAUUUUUAUACACACCUCACUAGCAGAGCUCUUAAAAUGUAGGCUUGAGUCAUGAGUUUGAAUUUUUUUUUUUAAUAAAUGCUUUUAAAAAACAAUUAUGGUAAAAAAAACAACACCCAGAUAUCCCUAUCAUUCCUCCCCCCCCCCCCCUCCCAUUUUCCCCACUGGUCCAGAUAAGUGAUAGGAUCUUAAAAGUAUUGAGAAAGCUAAGUGUAUGAAAUAGUGUUAAACAAAAACAUUGGUAAAAAUAUGUGUAAUCACACCGAUGUUGUUUGUCUAGAUCUAUUACAAACUUAAUGACAUGACUGAUCCAAACUUAUUGAUACAACAAUCUUCGUAUAUUUUUUUUAAAAAAGAAUUUUUUAUGUUUUUCUUGUUAAUCCUCUAUGCACUGUCAUGUUGGUUUGACCUGUACUGGUCAAUACACUCUACCACUCCCCCCCACACCCUUGUGUGCCAUUCCUACUAGAGGAAGGACACUCACUUGAGCCAAACCACUCGAUUAGAUAUCUGCUCACAGGUGUGAUUAUAGUCCAAUCCCUUAAAAAUAGUCCCAGUUUUGACAGUAAAAACAUCCUUGAAAAAUAUGAUAAAUAUUUAUGUUGAAAUGUAUGUAAAUGUUAAACACUCACAGUCUGUUGCAUUAAGUUACUAUUUCCUCCCAUUUCAUUUUAAAAGGCUGUCAUGCUCGAGAUAUUGAAUAGAAUGUUCAACAUGGCUUCUAUUACUAAGUUUUUAUUGAAAUGUUACUUUUAUUAAGGGUCCUAUUAAAUAAUCAGCUAACCAGAUCUUUAACCAAUGGGACUUUGAACAAAUUAGCAAAAAUAAACACACAUCAAAUGUUCCUGGGGUUUCUGAUUGCAUUAUUAAAUCACAUUGAAAAAAAAAGUUUUUGUCUCUAACAAUGGUAAGCUGCCUAUUUCUUUUACUCUUCAUUCAAGCAAGUCACGUUUUAUCUUUUUCUAAGAUCCCACUUUGGUGUUUUAGUCUUGCAUACUCUACGUACUAGAAACUUUAUCCCACCAGUGUGUCUAGUUACUUGAAUUAUUGUUAGAAUUUUUGUUUUUAUAUUUAGUAGAAGGCUUUUGAUUUUUAAAGAUUUUUAUUGUUUUACUCCAUUUCUGCCAGUGAUUUCAGUUCAAUCUGGAAUAAAUUUCAUGAACAAAUAUUUUUUCAUAUUCUUUUUAAAUUGAAGAAGUUUCAAUUUAACUAAAUGAAUUCUACUAUCAAAUUGUCAUUGGUAUAUCAUUCUCUCCGAUUUCUAAAAUAUAAUCUACCAAAAAAGAAGAAAAAAAGAUAAAAUAGUUUAAAAUUGUAAAUGUGUUAUGUAUGUCAGUGAUGUAUUCUCUGGCUAAGAUUGUGAUAAUAACAUGAAUUAUUUAUUUGAAAUGUGUGUGUGUUUUAUAUAAUAAUAUUUCUGUUUGUUCAUCUGUUUGUUCAUCUAUACAUUUUGUGUUGGUUUCUAUUUCAACAUUUUGUGUAGUUCCUAGAACCAAUGAUGUGAUACAGUACAAUUUUUUGUGUGUUCUUACAUUGUACAAAUCAUCUAUCUUAUCCCUGAUGAUUUUAUUUUACUUGGUUUUGUUCUAUUGCCUGCUCAAAGAAAUAUUGGAUGAUGGCUUACAGUACUGAUGCAGGGACAUAAUCAAAUGUAUUAUUUUUGUCCCCCCCUUGAAUAAGUUUCAAUAAGUUUGAACUUGAGUAAAAAUAAAUCUAAAAUUUAAAUAUUUCUGUCCAUCUUUUAAAAUUAUUUUUGAAUUCUGGAUUGCUUGUCUUGGCUGCACACAUUUCUAUUGGGUGCCAGAAGAAGGUACAGAUGUCAGAUUGGUUUAACACAACACCUUGUAAAACAUUGACACAAAAUCAGUGGAGUUAAGCCUCCUUGGCUCCAUGGGGAAACUUAGGCAUUAUUUUGAUAGCUUACAGUAUUGCUGUGUCAGCAAUCAUCACAUAUCUAUAUAUAUUUAUUCAUUAUUGUUAAUACGGUAUAUUACAUAUUGAAAUGUAUUUUAAAUUUAUAAGUGAAGUGAUUAAGCUGUUCAAAAGUCUCUAAUUUUUUUUACAAAUGCUUUUAGAGCAAUAAUAUCAUGAAAUAAUGUGUUAUUUUAAUGGAACUUUUACUACAAGCUUAUUUAUUUGUAGUUCUAAAUAUUGAAGAGUUUACAUUCAUUCACUUUAUUGAAAUACUGAAGCUCAAUUCAGUUUCUAUUUAAAGUGGGAACUCUUAUCUUGUUAGUAGAGCCUUUCAGUCUGUACAUCUAUUCCUCACUAAAACUUGAACCUUGUUUUUAGGUAUUUAUUCUUUGUUGUUGUUGUUUUUUAAUAAACAUCACACAUUUUUGAAUAUUUUUUCUUUUCUA